AUGGCACCAUUCGUGACCUCCAUGCGCGCGUGGCAAUACCACAACACCACUGGCGGCGUAGAAAACAACCUCUUCCUCAACGAACACACGCCCCUGCCCGCCACCACCUCCGAACAACAUCUCGUGCAAGUCAUUGCUCUAGCACUAAACCCCAUCGACUACAAGCCCGCGGAAACUCCCCUGGUGGGCCGCUUCAUGAUCCCGAAACCCGCGACGCCCGGAAUCGAUUUCACCGGCCGCAUCAUCAAGCCUGCCGAGAACUCGGAGCUGAAAGUCGGACAAUUGGUCUUUGGUGCCAGCGGGACUAUGCCCCCGUUUGCGGGCGGCGCGUUGAGAGAAUUCGCUAUUGCGGGAGAGGGGAAUAUUGUUCCGUUACCGGAGGGACUGAGUCCUUUUGAUGGGGCGUGUAUUCCCGUCGCUGGUCUGACGGCGCUGCAAUCCAUCGUCCCGAGAGUGAAGAAGGGAGACAGACUUUUCAUUAAUGGAGGCUCUGGGGGUGUGGGUGGGUUCGGCAUUCAGAUCGCGAAAGAGGUCGGAUGCCAUGUUACGACGACUUGCUCGACGGCUAAUGUGGAGCUGUGCAAGAGCUUGGGGGCGGAUGUGGUGAUCGAUUACAAGAAGUUUAAUGUUUUGCAGGUGUUGAUGAGUGGAGAGAAGUUCGAUCAUGUGGUUGAUAAUGUGGGGCAGGAUAAGGAGCUUUACUGGAGGGCGCAUGAAUACUUGAAGGAGGGCAAGGUCUUCAUUCUUGUGGCGCAGGAUAUCACGUUGGAUGUUAUUCAGGAUCAGUUGAAGAGGAGGUACUUGCCUGUUUGGAUGGGUGGACUGCAAAGAGUGGUUGAGGGAUUCUUCCCGAUGCCAAAGGCGGACGAUUUGAACCAGCUGGGUCAGUGGAUGAAGGAUGGUGUUAUCAAGCCGACGGUCGAUAAUGUGUUCAAGUUUGAGGAUGCACCAAAGGCCUUUGAGAGGCUGAGAACAAAGAGAGCGCAGGGCAAGAUUAUCAUCGACAUUGCAUCGGAGACAUACCAGGAGUUGAAGCUUUGA
Molecule: messenger RNA, 1041 nt
Organism: Mollisia scopiformis
Lineage: Eukaryota; Fungi; Ascomycota; Leotiomycetes; Helotiales; Mollisiaceae
Product: NAD(P)-binding protein
Exons: 1
Coding region: 1-1041 (346 amino acids)
Cellular component (GO): mitochondrion
Molecular function (GO): oxidoreductase activity
Source: RefSeq, a predicted model, not a curated record